AUGGAAGACCCUGUUGUGGAUACAGUAGUCAUACCAGAACCAGAACCUGAGCCGGAGGAACCAGAACCUGAGCCGGAGGAACCAGAACCUGAACCAGAACCUGAGCCAGAGCCAGAGCCAGAUCCCGAGCCGGAACCAGAGCCGGAACCAGAGCCAGAGCCAGAGCCAGAGCCAGAACCAGAACCAGAACCAGAACCAGAACCAGAUCCAAAACCAGAGCCAGAGCCAGAACCAGAGCCAGAGCCAGAUCCCGAGCCGGAGGAACCAGAUCCUGAGCCGGAGGAACCAGAUCCAGAUCCUGAUCCAGAGCCAGAGCCAGAUCCCGAGCCAGAUCCUGAGCCAGAUCCUGAUCCAGAGCCAGAACCUGAGCCAGAGCCGGAGGAACCAGAUCCAGAUCCUGAUCCAGAGCCAGAGCCAGAUCCCGAGCCAGAUCCAGAGCCAGAUCCUGAUCCAGAGCCAGAACCUGAGCCAGAGCCGGAGGAACCAGAUCCAGAUCCUGAUCCAGAGCCAGAGCCAGAUCCCGAGCCAGAUUCAGAGCCAGAUCCUGAUCCAGAGCCAGAACCUGAGCCAGAGCCGGAGGAACCAGAUCCAGAUCCUGAUCCAGAGCCAGAGCCAGAUCCCGAGCCAGAUCCUGAGCCAGAUCCUGAGCCAGAUCCUGAGCCAGAUCCUGAUCCAGAGCCAGAGCCAGAGCCAGAGCCAGAACCUGAGCCAGAGCCAGAGCCAGAACCUGAGCCGGAACCAGAGCCGGAACCAGAGCCAGAUCCUGAUCGAGAGCCAGAGCCAGAGCCAGAGCCAGAGCCAGAGCCAGAGCCAGAGCCUGAUCCUGAGCCGGAGCCAGAGCCUGAUCCUGUACUUGUAUUAUUGUUUGCAUUUGUAGUCGUUGUUCCACCAGCUUCUUCAUUGGUAGUUGACGAGGAAAGAGGGUGA
This is a messenger RNA of Lizanozyma spartinae, 927 nucleotides long. RefSeq lists its product as uncharacterized. The transcript has a single exon. The record is from RefSeq and is a predicted model, not a curated record. NCBI's taxonomy places the organism in Eukaryota, Fungi, Ascomycota, Pichiomycetes, Serinales, Debaryomycetaceae. The coding region runs from base 1 to 927 and encodes 308 amino acids.